AUGCCCAUCUCUAUCCCUCUUCCUUCUCUCGUGGCCACCGCCACAGGCAUCACUGGCUCAGCCUAUGCAUCCGGUUUCAUUGCCUCUAUUUCACUUGCUGGCAUCCUAGCUGCUCUGCAACUACCAGGGCCCCCUGGUGUUUCCGUUUGGCAGGUUCUCUUCAACCGUGGAUUCGCUCUCAUGCCCAAAUUUGCCGGAACAACAGCAAUCGCCUAUCUAUACGCCGCAUAUACAGCUGACCAGCAAGGCCGUAACUGGAAGGGACUAGCUGCCAGUGCUGCUUUGACGGUCUCCAUCGUUCCCUUCACCACUAUCUUCAUGAGUUCAACAAACGACCUUUUGUUCAAGGCGUCUGCUGGAACCUUGGAUGCUUCACAGGAGGACGUGGCUACGCUGAUCAGAAGAUGGGGAGUUUUGAACCUGGUUCGAAGUCUGCUUCCUCUUGCUGGAGCGGCCCUGGGUUUCUCAACUCUGUUCAGGGAAGAAUGA
This is a messenger RNA of Fusarium verticillioides 7600, 489 nucleotides long. RefSeq lists its product as hypothetical. The transcript is spliced from 2 exons. The record is from RefSeq and is a predicted model, not a curated record. Lineage: Eukaryota; Fungi; Ascomycota; Sordariomycetes; Hypocreales; Nectriaceae. Bases 1 to 489 code for a protein of 162 amino acids.